AUGAUUCUUAUUACUAAGAAAAAACAGGAAAAAGAAAAUAUGCCAGAGGUUACUAUAGAAACUUCUAAAGGCCAGAAGAAUAAAACAGCAGAACAUAAAGAAGAAGACUUGUCUUUAGUUGCUUCUUCGAGCAAUAAAGAUCAAAUUUCAAAUGAACAAACAAAACAAACAACAUGUGAGAUGCUUACAUCCAAUCACAUAAACAACCAAUCAGAAGCCUAG
Molecule: messenger RNA, 222 nt
Organism: Cetraspora pellucida
Lineage: Eukaryota; Fungi; Glomeromycota; Glomeromycetes; Diversisporales; Gigasporaceae
Source: the annotation of a GenBank genome assembly